Molecule: messenger RNA, 3474 nt
Organism: Sphaeroforma arctica JP610
Lineage: Eukaryota; Ichthyosporea; Ichthyophonida
Product: NEK protein kinase
Exons: 6
Coding region: 1-3474 (1157 amino acids)
Biological process (GO): protein phosphorylation
Molecular function (GO): ATP binding; protein kinase activity
Source: RefSeq, a predicted model, not a curated record
AUGAGCGCAUCUCAAUCCUCCAUAGGGGCAGGUUUGGGUGUUCGAUCAAGAGCGAGUAACAAACUGUACGCGGUGAAGCAGUCAAACCUGUCUAAUCAGACAGAGGAGGAUCGACUUCGUAUUCUCUCCGAAGUUGACAUCAUUUGCAAAUUGCAUCAUCCACACAUCGCGAGAUGUAAAGAAGCCCAGCUCCUUUUUGGCUCGCUCUGGCUGGUGCUGGAAUAUGCUCCUGGAGAUAUCAAGAGUGCCAACAUCUUGGUAUUUGACAAACUGCGCUUAAAAAUUGGCGAUUUUGGGAUGGCGAAACAACCAAUGGACAGGAGCAUGCUCAACACCUUGGUUGGCACGCCGGAAUAUCUCUCUCCUGAAAUGUGCAGAGGCGAGCCUUAUAAUUCUAAAACCGAUGUGUGGUCACUAGGUUGUGUGCUUUCCGAGAUAGCGAAUGGGAAGCCCCCAUACAAAGGCACGAACUUAUCCGCGGUUAUGACCGAGAUUUGUUCGGGCGAUGCUCCUUAUUGCAGAACCGAAUACUCACUGUGGAUCAUCGGCCUUAUCCGCAGUAUGAUGCAUCCCUACCAAAGUAUUCGUCCUGAAGCGAUGGCAAUUGAGGAAUUGUUCCGUGCUGGUCAAAGUGGGGACCCCGAGGUGGUCAAUCUACAAUACGAUGAUGUGCAUGUGACGGGUCCACCAUCCACGCCGGAGCUGGACAGUCCGACUUAUCGCCCUGCAGCUAAAUCGACCACAGCGAUCACUUCAGGGGGAGGCGGUGAAAUACAACAGGGAAAGAGCCACACUAGCAUCGGUGCAAAGAAGGGGCAUAGCAUCAAGAAGAAAAUACAGAAAACGUUGCGGCCUACUAAAGAGAACAACGCUAGCGGAAAGAAGAGGAAUACGUCUCAUGAUGAGAACAUCGUGGCAGAUUACGAGAAGAAUAUUAACACUCUAGCGGACAAUACACACAACGGGCACCAGUAUGUUCAUCAAACACACUCCGGCUCAGUGCACGUAUCCGUGGGGAAUGCUAGGUACAAAAUUCCAAAAAGCACAGGCCAGUCAGCCCCCCAAUACGCUUCAACAGUUGUGGGAUCUACCGAGGACAACGAAAUCUAUGGUUUACUCUUUGGUGGCUUUGAGGGCGACCAGGGUUCAGAAAUGACGGACGAAUCCACAUACACAAAGCUUAGAGUCAAUUUAAAAUCUGACUACAAACAGAAGAGGCAGGUAGGGAAACCCUCGACCACUUUAUCUAAUCGGGCGCACCUCCGUACUGGUCGUGAUUAUUCAACAAAUCAAGCAGCUACUUUUGCACCACACAGUUCAUCGACAUCUGAAUUCUAUAACAACAACACCAUCGAUCAUGAUGAGUACAUGAAUGCGAGCACUCAGUCGGAAACGGUGAAUGAGUUGCAUAGUACGAAAUCUGCACAACCAUCCAGCAAACCCACUCUAAAUGAAAACUGCUCACUCGCCCCCGAGGUUGACGCAAACUAUCUGGUAUGGAAGGAUGUGAAAGAUGGCCAGGCUGUACACGUGUCGAGAUCGACGUCUUUCCCAGGCUCAAGAUCUAAUGAGAGCUUUUGUAAGCGUUCCAAUACUGGUCAUUCCAUUAGACUCAAUUUCGAUCUGCGUGAGCCACACAGACGAUCGUCGCAUCGUGUGCGUGCUGAUAGAUUGUCUCAAGACGAGUUCAAUCCUGUCCUCGAAAAGGAAACCACACCUUCACGCCUCCCGCCGCAGCAUCACUCGGAUAUGGCAACCGCGCAGGUAUCGGGUGCCACAAAAAACAAUGGUGACGAGUCAACCACUUUGCCCACGCCAAAAGACAGCACGAACACCGCCUCGAGUCGCACCUCCCUUCGAUCUGAGAGAUCCUCAACACAGUCUAACCAUACGAAUGUGACCACGUUUACAGCGUUUCGGAAGACAAUAUCCGGAAUGGAGAAACAUGAAGACCACGACACUCCAGCCCCAACGUAUGAGAACCUCACGCGAGUACGUGUUGUGCAUCGAAGUGAUCCGUUGCCGGCCCAAGAAAGAAAGGAAGACAACAAUAAUCACAAGGCUCAGGGAAAAUUUCCACCUCGGUACGCUUCUCAAGAAGCAUCUGCCAAUCGAGAGAGUCGCGUUUAUUCUAGGGUGAAGCACAUAGAGGAAGAGGAGAGACGGUUUCAGACACAACUGCAAGCAGAUAGAGCAGGAGAGCACCCAAAUCAAGAUAAGUCUACGAAUCCGUUGUUGAGCGUUCGCAGACAGUCCGAAUUUCAACAGUCUCUCGACAAAAACGGUGCUGGUGGCAGCGUAGAGCCCUCUACAUACUUAUCUUCCGACGAAAACUCAGACGAAUACUACGAUCCAGAAAUUGAGCUCUGCGAUCGAUGUGGUGGGGAUCACCUACCUCACCAAUGCAGCUCUCGUAUAGCAAUGGAAUCAAAGGGCAAAUUUCUGGAACCUCGUUCGAUUCGAGCCCACAAAGACAACCUACCGAUAGAAAACACUACGAAAGAGGUACGGGAGGCCAGACGUCAAGCACCUCAUUGUAGUAUCGACACUCCGAGCUACACAGGUAACCUAGAAGCGAGGCGGAAGAUAACAAAAGACACAAACAACUCCGAUGAUCUCGAGAUGAAGGAGACCGACUCGACUAAAUUUGAGUCACAGCAACAUCUUCCUCGCCAGGAAACUACAGCACAUCCUCCCCGGGGCCGCGUGCUUAAACCAAGAUCCGCACGGAUACCACACGGUAAGCAUUCUGUGUCCGUAACUCAAGAGUAUCCUAGUCAGGACGCCAAUUAUCCUCCUCCAAGUGCUCGCCCUAAUUCACGCUCCGUCACGCGCAAUCAUGGAAGGCGAGUUAACAAAGCAAGUACAAAGAGAGAAGAGGAGCUUGAUGGGCAACAUAUCCAACAGUCGCGUGUAAGCAUCCGCAAUUCUCAACAGCCACCGCAAUGUGGUGACUCGCACGUAAAAACACGCAAGGAUUCGUCAGAACAUGGCAAGUAUCUGGAAUCUGAAGGGAUCUCGCACUCAGAUCACCAUCAAGAAACUCAGUCAGCUAUCAAGCGAGGUGAGGCUGCAAGCAGAGGAGCGGAGGAAGAUCGACUCGAAGGUGUUAUGGGUUCAAUGGCCGGAGAUCUCGUGCAAUCCGAUGCCCCACGACCGGCACGUUCGGAAAGAACUCGACGUCAUAAUUCUUCAUAUCAAAACAGACCCAAACAUUCGGAGCACAGCUACAGUGGCCUAGAUGCUAUUCAGCCCGAAUCACCAGAAUUGUACAAAUAUAUGUGUGAUAGUAUGGGAGAAGACAAGGUACUCAGCGCGAUAGCUUUUCUGCGAGGCUUGCCGGGCUCAAUCUUUGGCAACGACCCACUGACAAAAGCCGUUCUCAAGGUACUUGUUUCAAUUAUUGGGGAGGAGAACGAGUUUCUCGGUCCUUUGCUGUUAGAAAUGAUAGUUCCCGGAGUCCAGCAUGGCUGA